CUCCUCGUGCUCCAAUCGAUGUCUCGCACCCACCAACAAAGCAAGUGCGUGUGUGUGCCUCUACUUUGACUUGACCUCCUCCCACCUCCCGCCGCUUCCCGCUUGUGCAGUUGAUUUCGCUCCUUCAUCGUUCUUUGCAACCCCAGACGAUCGCAUCAAUUUCUCCAUCGACGGCCAAUACCGCCACGCAUCGAUUUGAACCGAAUCGAAUCCCGAGAGAGAAGAAGCCCGGCUUUUCUUUCUCGUAUUUUCUUGUUCGAUUCAAUCGCCCGGUCGAUUAUGUCUCCUUGCGCCUCCUAACCAGCCUUCCUUUUCAUCCGAGCUAGCCUCUGAACCUACACUCGUUUCUCACUCACCUCACUUCGACUAUCACGGACUCGAUUUUGGAUAUUCAUCGACUUAUUCUGCUCGUGCAUAUAUACAGGAAAUCGACUACGAAAAAAAAAAAAAAAAAAAAAAAAAACACAAUCUCUCCUUCUAUACCCUUCCAAGCCCUGUCGCAGAUCACCAUUCGAGUCAGCAUAUUGCCAAGCAUUGUUGAUAAUCCACAACAACUUUCUUCCUGACUGAUCAUCCGAAGCGAUCGGCGUAUCUCAACAGCCAAACAUCAUAUAUCAUCUCAUUAGCUCCAAAGUCUUCUAUACACAGACGUCACCAUGAUGGAGAGGUCAGGAUACCUCGUUGCCAGAAACCUGGAUGAGUUAAACCAUGCAUUCCAGCUUGUCCCUCGAAGCAAGGACUGUGUGAAAUGUGAUGAUGAUGCACAACUUGAAUGUCCAAAGUGUGCAGAUAACGAAGUCUGCCAGUUCACCGUCCCCCUCGACUGUACCAUGUGUGCUACAUCCUUCUGCGAAAAGGACUCGGACAAUUCCAACAAUAGCGGCGGCGGUGGUCCAAAUGUUGGCGCUAUCGUUGGUGGUGUUCUCGGUGGCAUCGUGGUCAUUGCUAUUGCUACCUACAUAGUAUGGAGAUUCUGUAUCAAGCCGAAGCGUUCGCAGAUUCCUACGUCUAUAUACAUCGAAGACACAGACGCCAUUCAGAAUGAGAAGGAUGCUGCCUCAAGAGGAACUCGCCCGCACUCUACACACACCGUCCACUCAAUCGCAUCAACAGUCCUCACACGAGCAUCAAACAUCAUACAGAUCGCAUAUAUCCCUGGCGUCACAAACCGAGCGACCCCGACAUCGCCAAACGUUCUUGUCCCUCCAGUCCCACCGAUCCCUAUGCACCAUGCCGAGGCCAACCGGGGCCUAGGACACGACGACCAGCAUUUCUUUGUUCCUGGCGAUCUCCGAGACUCUACUUACUCGGGGCUGUCAGGCUACUCGGACCGAACAUCAUACGCUCGCACCUCUUACGCACCUCGAUCCAGUGUGGCUUCUACGAUUUAUGGAAAGCAGGCUCAGGUGCUUACACCUGCCCAGACUGGAAUGCGAGCCAAGCCCACCGUUGUCAGUGUCAAGUCCGUUGGUAACAACAGCGGCGACAUGGUAGCACCUCCAGUCCCGACGAUUGACUUCGAGAAGUUUGGUGGCGGCAGGCCCAAGAGUGGUGCAAGUGCCUUCAGCGUCGGCUCAACGUUCCUCAACAGCGCCAACACUGCUACGCAGGCUCGUGCACAGGUGGUCAAAGUUGGAACAUUGAAGAAGGUCGACGUGGGAAGCAAGACAGAAUCAGACACAUCGUCAUCAACCAUGGCACCAUCACCGCCAACAACACCAAGCGGCCGCAUUACUAGAGAUUCAAGCAUUACCGUUAUUGAAGAGUCGCCCUCUGUAGACCAAGGUCCCUUCUCGGACCCCCCAGAGCGAUCUAGUCCACAAAAAUCAAACAAGGCCCCUAGCCUUGGUGCCGUUAUGGAAGAUUCAGUAGGCGAGGAUGACAAGCCUCUGACUCUUACGCGGCGAGACAGUAGUCCUUUUGGGGACAAGCACGCGACAAAAGAGUAACAGCUGCAUCACUCUACUCUGAUAUAGCGCAACUUCCUCACGAAUAUGUCACGAAUCUAGCCGAAUGUUGGUCAAGGGACAUGGACUAGAAUCUGUCUUUUAUUUAUUUUCUUUAUGUUAUAUUCACUUCACGUCAACUUUUAUUGGACAGACAAACACAGAAUUGUCACGGGAUAUGGCACCCUUUUUUAUGUUUAUAUUCAGGAUAGCGGAGAGGGACUUUGGUAACAGCUAUGGCGUCUUGGAAAGAGGGCCGUGGCAACGGCUUCAGGGAUGCCUGUAGGCUUCGGAAGUCUCUAUGUGAAUAUUGAAUAGAGAUGAUUCUAUAUGUUUGUGUACCCAUGAUGGAUGCCAUCCCUGAUGAGCCCUCAACCUGCUGCGACACCUGGAAUAUGCCCUGUAGUACCUUGUCAUGGGAGACAUCAAGGAUGCAGACAUUCAUCCCGUCGCCUGUCUCUGUUCACUGCGAAUGAUUGUAGAGACAGGAGCAUUGAUGCCUGCGCAGGAAUCAAGACACAAUGGGAACAUGCCGAGACUGGUUCUCAUUGUCACAUGGUGCCCCAUGCUCGGUAGCUUGGGUACCUUACUUAGUGAUAAUGAGAUCCAUAGUCUGCAAUCCAAGUAGGACCAGACCUGGGAUGAGAGGUAUUGUAGGUCAUUCGUUGAUUCUUUUCUUUCCCAGCACCCUGGACUUUCAGGUUUUGUCGGUACUAUUACGUUAAGUAUGGAUUUUGUCACACCUGACAUAUUUGAAAGCCGGCCUUUCCCCUCACAAUCUGGAGGCUAUUGCCCGAAGAUCGUCGUGCCUAGACUGUCGAUCUCGUGAGGUUAUCACCAUGACUCGGCCGAUAGACAGCGCUGCCUAUUGGUCACUGAAUUGAUCAUCUUUAUUGCAACCAUUACAUCGCAACUCGCUGAAGAGAAAACGCCAAUUCGAUUGACACCGUGGUCCAUAUCAAAUUUUGCAGGCUUCUCAAGGAUUAUACGAGGGGAAUAUUGGUCGCUUGGUGAAACGUGCUAGGGUGAAAGGGAGAGUUUCAUAGCGGAAUGGGUCUUUGGCGUAGUUGUUUUAAGUCCUUUUCGACAUGUUUAUUGGAGAAGAGUUUCGAAACAUCUGGUUCAACUGACUAGUUGACCUACGAUCUUUACCGUCAUUCUGUCGCGAAACAAUACCCUUGUGCAUGAAUGAAUACCUAUCACAUCUGGGUAGCCCUCCAGCCCAUAAACUUACAUCUUCAAGGCGAAUACAUCGUGUCCUUACCGUGACACAAUUG
Molecule: messenger RNA, 3223 nt
Organism: Fusarium odoratissimum NRRL 54006
Lineage: Eukaryota; Fungi; Ascomycota; Sordariomycetes; Hypocreales; Nectriaceae
Exons: 2
Coding region: 657-1949 (430 amino acids)
Source: RefSeq, a predicted model, not a curated record